Myotis lucifugus (little brown bat) is the source of this 959-nucleotide messenger RNA. RefSeq names its product Tctex1 domain containing 2 (gene DYNLT2B). Lineage: Eukaryota; Metazoa; Chordata; Mammalia; Chiroptera; Vespertilionidae. The transcript is spliced from 5 exons. Gene Ontology annotation, biological process: microtubule-based movement. Bases 149 to 856 code for a protein of 235 amino acids. Gene Ontology annotation, cellular component: cytoplasmic dynein complex; cytoplasm. The record is from RefSeq and is a predicted model, not a curated record. Gene Ontology annotation, molecular function: dynein intermediate chain binding.
CCCUGGUUUAUUCUCUUCAACCCUUUCAGUGCCCUGACUGGGAACUCAACGGUGACCUCCUGGUUCUUAGGUCGAGGCUCAACCACUGAGCCACACGGGCAGGGCACGUGUGGAUUUCUUAAGAUUGUGAAGCGGUUAAUAAGAGCGAAUGCGUAAUAAAAUAUUUUGUAAACCAAGGCAGAACUACAUCAAUUUGGGCCGAAAUUACAGCCCGGCGUUCUUGGCCGGGUCUGCCCGGCAGCGGUGCGCAGGCGCGGGGAAGAGCCCUCCGAGGAGCGGGAACCGCUCAGCCGAGUGUGCGCGCGCGGCCCCCACACGUCACCGCCGAGGGCGGCCCUGUUGCCUUGGCGACGGUUUCGCGGCUCAGGGCCGCAACCAGCAGCUCCUCCUCAUCGCGAGACCCGCCGGGCGAGAAGCCCCGGCCAUGGCUUCGUCGGGGGCUGCGUCCGUCUCCGCGGGUGUGUCCGUCUCUGGGACAGAGGGGACGCUUGUAGCUGACAAGAUCUCUGGGAAGUCCGAGAACACCUAUAUUCUGCGGCCCGUGUUCCAGCAAAGGCGGGUACAGGACGGGUUGCGGCGGGGCGACCUGCGGGACUGCUGGGCCGGGCAGGCAGAGCUCGCCUGGAAGCAAUGGGUGUCGGGCAGGAUCCCGGGGAGAGGGAGAUUUGUUAUUACAAUGGGAUUUGACCGAUAUAAAAUGGUGGUGCAAGUAGUUAUUGGAGAACAAAGAGGUGAAGGAGUAUUCAUGGCUGCCCGCUGUUUCUGGGAUGCUGACACUGACAACUACAUUCAUGAUGUUUUUAUGAAUGACAGUUUGUUCUGUGUUGUAGCAGCAUUUGGUUGUUUCUACUAUUGAACAUUUGAAAGCUGGGAAAAGGUAUGACUAUGAAGAAAUAUGAACUUUUUAUAUUGUUAAAUAUCUUGACAAAAUAAAGAUAACUUGGCAGUUUGGCAACUGA